GGGUCUCCAAAAAAUAAAGUCUGAAAAUGAAAAUAAAAUUAAAAGUUUAAAACAAGAAAUUCAACAAUUAAAAACUGGAAGUGAUCGGCCUGGACAAGUGGAGGAAUUGACUGAAGCAAGGAAUGAGAUCCGUGAGUUGGAAGAUAAAUGUGGUACUUUAUUCAAACGUUGUGAAAAAAUGAGAGAACAUUGUAGUGAAAAUGAAUUAAAAAAUAAUCUUGCUGAGGAAGCUACAAAAUAUGAAGAAUUGAGAGAAACUGCUGAUUCUCAAUUAAAUCAAGCAAAUCUAGAAAUUCAAAAAAUUAAAAAAGAACACGAAGAAAAUACUUUAGGGCUUAAAUAUCGUUUAAAAAUGAAGGAAACACAAAUACAAACUUUGAAUUCGACAAUUCAAGGAAAGGUUAAGAAAAUUUGUAAUUAA
Molecule: messenger RNA, 421 nt
Organism: Meloidogyne enterolobii
Lineage: Eukaryota; Metazoa; Nematoda; Chromadorea; Rhabditida; Meloidogynidae
Source: the annotation of a GenBank genome assembly